AUGAUAUAGUAAAAGUCAAUUUUGAUUGUUGGAAGAAAAAAUGGUUAGGUUUAAAUGUAUGAUGUAUCUGGAUAAUUAAUUGUUGAAUAUAACACAACUCCAUUUUAGAUCUUUUAAAUAUUUGCUGAUUUUGAAAACAAUAUAAUUAUCUCGGUAGAUAAUAGCAAUACCCCUAGAUUUCACUUGUAUCCCCCAAACAAAAUUAUUUAAGAAACUGAACUCUAAAAUUCAGUUAUUAGCUAAAUGAUUGUCUUGGAUUAAAAGCAGAUGAUUUUCUUGUUAGUAUAAAAUAAAACUUAAAAUAUACCAAUUUAACAGUAAUAAUAUCUUUUAAUUUUAAAUGAAAACGAUAUAAGCUAAGUUUAUUUGCAAGGAUAUUGUUUAAACUCUUAUACAAUUAAUUUAGUCUUAAAUAAUUAUUUGAAUUAGGUAGUUUUAGUUUGCUCAGAUUCCUCUUUAAGAGUUUUUGAUUUAAAUACUUUUACUUUCUCAAAUGAAAUUGCUCCUAUAUUUCCUUCUUACACAUUCAGAGAUCAAAAACUUUUAAAUUAAACUAUUUUCUCUUUCUCUUUUGGUAAUCCUAGCACUAUAUAGUUAAUAAGUUGCUUAGAUUGGAAUACAAGUUGGACUAUUUUAAUACCUAAUUUCUAUUCUUAUUAGUUUAUUUUAAAUCAAAACCAUAAUGUGAUUAUAAUAACUGAUGGAAUGUCUUAAUUACUUAAAUAUGAUCUUAUUUUGAAAAAUAUAACAAAAUAAAAUACAUUGCCUAGUGGAAAUAUAUAAGAUUUUAAAAUAAGUUAGGCAAGUGCUGAUUAUUUUAUGUUAUAUCAAAUGAAUAAUGUUGUAGCUUUGCACUUGAUAGAUAAUUUAAGUUUGUAUUCCUCGUUGAUCCCUAUUAACUUUAUUUAUAUUUAUUAAAUUUAUGAAUUAAACUAGGUGGUAUUACUUUUAACUACAGGAGAUAUUCUUUUUUAUAAAUUUCCGUAAUUAAAUCUAGUGUAUUCGAUUAAAGGAAUUAGCAAAGGAGAUUAAUUUUUGUUUUUUAAUAGGAGAAGCCCUUAUUUAAUAUCAAGCUUUAAAGGCAUUAAUGUUAUCGAUUUAACAUCAAAGGCUAUAGUCAGCUAAAAAAUUUUUAAUCAGGAUAUCAUAUUUUUGGAUGUAUUUUUUGAACUUAGCUUUAUACAAGUAUAAUUUGAUUAGUAUUCUGUUGAUAUCUUAGAUUUGUAUAGCCUUAACACAAUUUAAGUUAUUAAACUGUAUUCACCCAUAAUCGUUUUUAAAAUAUUUAAAUCCAAUGAAAAGGCAUAUUUUUGUUUAUAAAAUGGAUAACUACAAAUAAUUGAUAUGAAUUAAAUCCUAAUAACAAGAUAAUUAUAAUAAAAUGAUAGUUUGAUUCCUUACUACCAUAAACUACCAACUGCUGUUUUAAGACAGCAAAAUGAAGAUAGUACCUUAGGUUAAAAUUAGUUUUUUUAUUAUAAUUAUUUGAACUACAAGCUUAAUAGUUUCAGACCUAUUUAUCAGUUAUAAGAUAAUUUAAGUGAUUUAAUAAAAAACGGGGGAUAAAUUAACAUGCAUAUAGUAGGAAACAAUCUUUACAUUUUGGUUGAGUCAACAUUGCUUGUAUAUUUAAACGUUCAGGUUGACCGAAUCGACUCUUCUGGUAAUUUAAAUGAAAAUCUCUUUAAAUAAAAAAUUAUAAUACAUCUAUAAAAUUGUUGUUAGAUGUUAUACUAUCCGAUGUUUGAAUAGUCUAUAAUAUAUUUAUCUAAUAAGUAUGAAUUGAUUAGAGUAAAUCUGACAGAUAGCUCUUCACAAAUUUUAUAUAAAAACUAAUUAGAUUUUUUGGAUGUUUUAUUCUACGAGUCAAAAACUAUUUCAGAUAUAAAUGGAUACUUUUGGAUGGUUAUUUUAGAAAGUUAAAAAUUGAUUGUUUUUGACUUAAAAAACAAUUCUUAAUAGUAAAUAUUGCAAUUACUAAGCUAGGCAGAUCUCUCUUACAUCAAAAUUAGCUAUAAUUAUGAAUAGUUUAAAUAAAGCUAAGAUACAUCCUAAUUCAUUUUUAUGAAGCUUACUAAAUACUCUUAAUUUUCUUAUCCUUCCUAAACUGAGUUUCCACUAGGAACUACAUGUAUCUACUAAAGUGAUGGAACAAUAUUUGUAGUAGACUUAAGUGUUUUUUUAAAAUAAGGAAUUCCAAUAAGCAGUGACCCAUAGAAAUUUUAUUUGUAAUACAAUGAUUAAAGUAUAGCAACAUUUUAGUCAGUUUUAUAAAUUGUUAUCAUUGAUAAAUUAUAUAUUAUCGCUGUUUUACAACCUGGAAAAAUUGAAAUAUUCUAAACUCUCUUUUAUCUGUCACUUUAAAGUAUUAUUCCUCCAAGCUAUAAUGACUAUAAAAUAAGUAUUGGUCUUUAUACUUUUGUUGUAUUCAAUAAAGUUUAGUUUUUAUUGAUUUACUUAAGAGAUUUUACUAUGAUGAAUUUCUUCUCUCCAACUUUACAACAAAUUGAUGAAAUUUAUAUUCUUUAAGAAAAUCUGUUUUUAAUAGAGUUGCACAAUUAAUUAUAAAUUUUUUCUAUUGACAAUAAUUUUAUUUAGAUGAUGAAGUUAGAAGUAGCAUUUUAGAUUUAUUAAGAUUGGAAUUAAACAAUUAUAACAAAUCCUAUCAACACUUUGUACUAAAUUAUAGGUACUUUUGCAUAGGUAAACUCAAUCUAGUAGCAACCAAAUUAAAACGAACUAUCAAGUGUUUAAAUAAAUUUGAUAGCAAGCUCAUUAGAAAACUACUACGAAGGAACACUAACUAUUUUAUUCGCAAACUAGAUAGAAGAUAACUCUCAUUUAUCAGAUGGUUAUAUUUAAAAUGUUUGCAAAUUUACUAUUAAAUAAUCCAAUUAAGUUUCUGAUAAUAAAUACAUAGUAUCACUUAUAUCAUAACUAUAAAUUGAAAAUAGAAAUUAAGGUUGGACUUCUUAAAGGAUUGUUUAUGAAUUCUAAACAUUAGAUACUUUUUCAUUUAUAAUUGACUAGUAGAAUGUAUACACUGUUGUUUUGAUUCGAAACACUAAUACUUCUGAAAUAGAAAACUACUACUUUACCCCUUAAGAAAGAAUAAAUAUUUAUGUGACUUAGUCAUAUUCAUUUGAGACUCCAGUUAUGGCGAAGCUAUUUAUCCAGCAUGUAUUUUUCAUUUUUACACCAAAUUCUGGGUUCAUCGUUGAUUCUUAAGAUAACUGGCUCAAUGAGCUUAUAAUAAGUGAUGGACUUGUACAAUAGGAAUUAGAUUAAGUCUCUAUUUUGGUAUCAAAUGUGAACAAUGUCGCAUUCGAUUAGAUUGUAUUAGAUGGGCUUUACAAGUAUAAAAUUUAAAUGAGUGGGGAAUUAACUGAAUAUGAUGGUUAGGAUCUAACAAAUCAUGAUCAUUUUUUGAUUGGUAUGUAUAACAUUUAAAAUGUAGUUUUUAACAAUAUCAUGAUUAUGAAUUAUAAAUAAAUAAGCACUAAAAACCCUCUUUUGGUUUUUAUAAAAUGCUAAAACGUAACCAUUAAUGGUUUUACUUUUAUUAAUAAUAUAAUUUAUGACUUAAGCAGUAUAAUUUCGUUUAUUGAUGUUGGCGAGGUAUCUUUACAGAAUAUUGUAAUAUAAAAUAAUACAGUAGCAAACAUCACUUAGAAUAAUAACACUGCAAAUUAUUUAUCUCCUAUUGCUCUUUAAUUUAAUGCAACACAAACAGUAAAGAUCUAUUAAGUCUUAUUUAUUAUGAAUUCUUAGUUGUAGUUUAUAGAAAUGAGUAACGCUUUCAGUGUGCUAGGAAAUGAUAGUAUUUAUGAUAACUUAACUUUAAACUUUACAAAUGGAGUAUUUAUUAGUAACAAAAUCACAAAAGGAAUAAUUCAAAUUUUGUAAAUUACCCAAGUCUAUUUUGAUAAUUUAAACUUUUAAGCAAACACAGCCUUGCAAAACAUACAAUUGAUCAAAUAAAUCAAAAUAAAAAAUUAUAACAGUUUGGAUUAUAUUUUAUAAGAUUACAAAUAGUUUCUCAUUUUAGUAUCUGAUUCAAAGGAACUCUCAAUGAAUAAAUGCGAUUUUCAGAAAAAUCAUAUAUUAGGUUCAAUGAUUUAUAUCUUUUCUUCUCAAUAUAUUAUUAACAAUCUGAUUUGCAAUUUAAAUAUAAAUUAAAUCUCUAGCGGAGGUUGUUUAUAUAGUUAUCUUUAUAAUAACUAACAAAUAUAAGAAACAAAUACAAUUAUGAAUUCAAACAUAACAUCAAACCUUGUAAGAUAAGGAGAAGGUGGGGCGAUCUAUCUUCACACAUCUAAUUUAAAACUUAUAAACACAAUUAUUAAAAAUAAUACUUCACUUGUAGGAGGAGGAAUUAAAUAUAUUAAUAUAGUUCCAGAUUUUAUUUAUGAUUAAACAGUUUUCAUAGGAGGUAAAUAACUUGUUUCACAUGAGCAAAAUAAUUAAACAUCUAAGUAAAAUUUAAGCUAUAUUUAAAACAAUACUGCAAAUUUAUAUGGUGCUAAUAUUGGAUCGGUAAUUCAUAGUAUCAUAGUAUAGUAUGACAACAAGGAGUUGGCAAAUUUUUAAAGUGGUGCCUAUCUCAAAUAAAAUUUAACUAUAUUUUUACUAGAUGAAGAAGGAAAUUAGCUAAAGAUAUCUUAAAAAGUGUUAGAGCAGUUGACUAAAUAUCAAGAGAUAUCUUUUACUAUUUAAAUAGUCGACUAUAAUAGUAUAAUUUAGCAAUAAAAAGGUACAUAACAACAACAAAAUGAAUAUGCUCCAUUACUUAUAAAUGGUAAAUCAAUUAAAGAUCUAGAUCAGUUUAACACAACUCUAUAAGGAUUCUAAUUUAAUGUCUCUUUUUCAGGAUAUCCUCUCAAAUAAUCUAUGUUUGUGGUGUAGACAUCUUAGACUGUUGUAUUAGAUCUUAGGCAAAAAUAAUUUAGCAUAGGAUAAAUAUAAAAGUCUAUCAAAAUAAAUUUUAGAGAUUGCUAAAUUGGAGAAGUUCCCUUUCAGCCUACUGCUAGCAGUUAUUACAUGGAAUGUUUGUAGUGCUAAUUAGGGAUGUAUAGUAUAUAGAAAUAUCAAAUGACAGACAAUAAAUAGCACUCUUGUCUUUUAUGCCCUUAGACAGCUGAAUAUUGUGAAAAAGAUUAUUUAAAAUUGUUGAAUGGCUAUUGGAGGGAAAGUUACUAUUCAGAUGAUAUUUAUUAUUGUGAAAAGGCUCCAAAUCACUGUAUUAAUAAUUAAACUUUACCUGGUCCUGAAUCUAAAAACUAUGUAAAUUACUGUCUUCCUGGCUACAUAGGUCCGCUGUGCAUGAGCUGCGAUGAGUUUGGAAAAGUAUGGUAAACUAAAUUCUAUAAAAUCUCAAAAACAGAGUGUAUUUCCGAAGAUAUGCAUUUAGUUGUUUUAAUAAAAGGAAUAUUGUAUAGCAUAGCUCUUUCUAUUUUGAUAGGACUUUUUGCAUAUUUUUCUAUGAGAAGAAUUAGCUGCUACAGGAUUAAACAUAUUUUGAAAGUGACAGGUAUCAUGAUGCUUAACAAAUCUGUGGUAGACUACUAGAGCAUUUUUUAUAUUAAACAAGGAUUUGUCUAUUAUGUAUUGCACUUUCGCAUCCAUCAAAUUAGUCUCACUAAUAUCUCUGAAUACGAUUAAUUAAAUUCUAUGUUGGUUAAUUCUGCUUAAAUCCCUAUUUUCUACUUCUACGAAUACCCUACUAGAUCAACAAUUAUACCAAUUAUUUAUCAAAAAAUAAUAAGAGCCUUUAUUUAUCCUUUACUACCUAUAGCGAUUAUUUAUGUAUUUUAUGAAAUUCUAAUCAAACUGAAGUAUGCCGAAAGAAAAAAGUAUUUCUAUAUAAAUGUAGUACUAAUAUAUUUUAUGAUGUAUCAUUCAAGCUUUUUAGAAGUAAUUUUGAUGCCUCUUUAGUGCUAACUGAUUGGAAAUACUUACAGGAUAUCUUUCGAUACUUAAUUUGAAUGCUAUUCUCCAAAUCAUAUUCAGUAUUUCCUCUUUUUAAUUUUUCCUAUUUGUUUACUCACAACACUGUCAGUAGUAUUAAUUGGAUUUAAACUUUAUUAAAUACGAAAGAAAUUACAUCUUAUCUGUAAUUAAAACUAUAUGGGUAUUAUAUACGUAGAAUUUAAAGAUAAUUAUUAUUAUUGGACAAUGUUGUAAACGGCUUUCAGUUUAGCUUUUUGCUUCACUUUUAAUAUUAUUGAAGGGAAUUUCUUUUUCAAAGGCCUGAUUUUUACUCUUUUUAAUCUUCUCUAUUUAUAUUUGCUAAUGAAGCACAUGCCUUUCAAGAAUAAAAAGCUUUAAAAGUUAUGCAUUUAGAGUAAUUUAACUAUUCUUAUCUAGUUCUUCAUAUAAAUACUUAUCUUAAAUAUAACUGAUACAAUAAGCUAAAUAAAUGAAUACUCUGAUAAUGGAUUAUUUUAAGCUAGCUAUUCUUAGGAAUAUUUCUUAAUUUUAGUGAGCUAAUUUAGUCAUAUUCUAUUCUGCCUUAAAAUACUGUUUCUAAUUAUUAUUGAAAUCUCUUUAACAAAAACAUAUAUUGGAAGAAUUUUUUAUUUAAUUUUUAAAAAAAUAAAAAUCAUUAUUCCCCAAGAAUUUAAAAGUUAUUAUCAAUCUCAGAUUAACACACAAAGAGUUUAAUAUAACUGGAGGAAAGUGAAAAAGAAUUUAUUUGGUAGCAAGUUAGAUUUGAUUUAAUUACAGAAUAAUCUGAAUAAUCUUCAAACUAAUCAAAACUUAAUUAGCUAAAGUGCUCAUAAGAUGUCAAUCUCGAAUAAAAAGAGAAACACUACGUUAUUAGAUGGACAACCUUCUUUUUAUCUAAAUCCUUAAUAAACCUUUGAGUUAACUUCAAAUGACUAAUAAGAAAUAUUUUCUUACAAUAAUCAUUCAUUUUAAACAAACUAAAAAUUGCAUCAAGGAGAUAAUUUUUCCAUUACUAACUUAGAUAUUAUCAAAGAAUAUAAAAAGAAAAUGUCUUAAAUAAGAUUAAAAUCGAUUACACCUUCUCCUUUAAAGAGAGAGAGUAGAUAAUCUAAUUCAGGUCUUUUUAAUUUUCACUAGUGCUCUGAUGACUAGUUAUAAUCGAAAGAUUAAAUGUCAAAUUAAAAAAGUAAAUCAAACUCAAACAAUAAUUUUAUGAUAUCUAAAAAAAGUAACAAUCUUUUAUCAAGUAAAAACAUAAUAAAAAUAAAUAAAGUAUCUUCCGAAAUUCAAAAAUCUGAUGAAAUAUUAUAACUAGAUAACACUGUAUUUGAAAAAAAAUAAAAUGCCUUAAAUAAAAUUAAUGAUUUCGAUUUCUAACAAGACAGUAUAAAAGAAACUUCAUAAUUAGAUGGUAAUGAAAUGGAAAUAUCUCAAUAAUCAAAUGCUUUUGGUGAUUUAAAUAACGAAGUAGAAUAGAAAUCAAAAGAUAUUACAAUUGAAGGUAUUAAUAGAACUUUGGAUAUCAAAAUUGGACAAAAAUAAUUUAAAUCAAACUGA
This is a messenger RNA of Tetrahymena thermophila SB210, 7506 nucleotides long. RefSeq names its product transmembrane protein, putative. The transcript has 8 exons. The record is from RefSeq and is a predicted model, not a curated record. Lineage: Eukaryota; Ciliophora; Oligohymenophorea; Hymenostomatida; Tetrahymenidae.